Messenger RNA from Racocetra fulgida, 297 nucleotides. The record is from the annotation of a GenBank genome assembly. Lineage: Eukaryota; Fungi; Glomeromycota; Glomeromycetes; Diversisporales; Gigasporaceae.
AUGAAAACUACAAACGAAAGUCAGUAUAGAAAUUAUGACUCAGACGAAGAAGUAUCUCUUUUGCAACCAAUUCGCACUAAUCCACAAACAUUAGUAAAUCGAUCAAGCACCAAACAAUUCUUAGAAAUUUUGGUAGAACUCGUUGGUGUCUGUGUUGCUGGAUUUAUUAUGUAUUAUAUCUCUACUCUAUUUAGGGAUAAUGAAAAGAAUGGACAAGGUGAUCAGCAACAAAUGGAAUUAUUACCACAGAUUUUUGGAUGGUGUAGCGCUAUGCUUUAUCGUAAGUCUUUUUUUUAA